AUGCUUUGGCAGAGCUUCUGGUCUUCAGCGGAGCUUGAGGAGACAAGCCUCUUUCUCUCCGACCGCUGGAUUCGAGACAGUGCAGCAUGUGCAUUAAGACACAACUUCUUGAGGGCGGCACUGCCAUUACUUUCUAUUCCAGAGUCUUCCAUACUACUAUUGAAUUCCCUUAGAGCCUCAGAUGCAAUGUCUAGGACAUGUACAGGAGCUUUAAAGGUGCAACACUUUGUCUGGCAAGAGGCCGAUUGCUGCAAGGAGAGCCGGCUCACUUGGGGAAAUGUUUUUCAGAUACUGUCGCCUCAAUUUUAUUACUUGGACUCUCCAAUACCGCCUUACUGCAUCCUGGGUGGGGAGGUGGUUUGUAAAGGUCCAGUGAGUGAAGUGCGUGAAAUGGAGGAGUAUGGAAUGAAGGAAUUAAAGAAACCGAUGAAUCAUGUAAUGCGUAAUGCUCAACGUGAACCUCAUGAACUCCCAUUCAGUGUGAAAUUGGAACGCGAAUCGAGAUCCCUUAGAGAAUGGGGGGAGGGUCUCCUAAGCUAG
This is a messenger RNA of Lobosporangium transversale, 540 nucleotides long. RefSeq lists its product as hypothetical. Lineage: Eukaryota; Fungi; Mortierellomycota; Mortierellomycetes; Mortierellales; Mortierellaceae. The transcript has 5 exons. The record is from RefSeq and is a predicted model, not a curated record. Bases 1 to 540 code for a protein of 179 amino acids.